Messenger RNA from Pieris rapae (cabbage white), 3959 nucleotides. RefSeq names its product fanconi-associated nuclease 1. The record is from RefSeq and is a predicted model, not a curated record. Bases 222 to 2735 code for a protein of 837 amino acids. Gene Ontology annotation, biological process: interstrand cross-link repair. Lineage: Eukaryota; Metazoa; Arthropoda; Insecta; Lepidoptera; Pieridae. Gene Ontology annotation, molecular function: flap-structured DNA binding; 5'-flap endonuclease activity; 5'-3' exonuclease activity. The transcript is spliced from 12 exons. Gene Ontology annotation, cellular component: nucleus.
GUCAAAUAAUAUUUUCUUAUAAACAAAUAUAUCAUAUUUGUUUAACUUUUUUACUACAAUCGACAUUGUAUAUUGUUACCAUUUAACAUCAGUAUUGUCUUAACUUUUACACUGUCUCAGUAAUUUAUGUUGGUAAUUUACAUUAUUUCAAUACGCCUAUGAUUACAAUGGCAUGUUUAUUUAAAUAAACUGCACUGUAUAUACCCAAAGUAAUAUCAAUAAUGAAGCAUCAGAUGAAAAUUGAUAAAUUUUACCCAUUCAAAGCUUCAAAAACAUUGAAAUUUGAGAAAAAUGAUAACCAUGGCAAUAGCAAUAUAAAGACUGAAAUGGAAACUCCAAAGAAGAGGUCUCAUACAAGUCUUCAAAUACCUUCUCCUUCUAAGACACCAAAACUAGAUGAAUCAGAUAUAAUUAAUGUAAGUAGUGAUGAUGAAGAAAGUCCAUUAUCAGAUGCUACUGUUGCUUAUACUCCAGAAGCACAAUCACCUUUAACACCAAGCACUUCAGAAGGCGUUUUAAACACAAAAGCAUUAAGUAUUAAAAAGGACCCUUGCCAAGAUACGAGUCCAUAUAUAGGACACAUUGAAAGUGUAAGUGGCCAAGCUAAAUCACCUACAAGUACUCCUCAAACUAAAAAAUAUUUCUCACCGAAUAAAAAAAGGUUUGUUAUUAAAUCACCUGGAAAAGCACGGAGAAAUUUGAACAAAAUCAUUUCUGACUCUAAUGAUCAUGAUCUUAUAGAAACUUCUAGUGGUUAUGAUGAUAAAACAAUAUUUGUCAUUAAAAUAAUCCACCAAUGUUUGAACAACCAAGAAUUAAGGUCAUUAUUGGAUGAAAAUUCUCAAAAGUUACUUCAAAACUGCAUGAGUAUUCUUAAGCCAGGAUUACAUUUAGUAUGUAAACUUUAUUGGAGGAAAGAAGCUUGGUAUAGGCCAGAGAAAAUUGAGGAUGUUUUUCAAAAAGGCAACUACUUAGUUAACUUGAAACAAAUAUUGGACAAUUUAAUCCAAAAUGGAUUACUCCAGACAAAUGAUGCCAAUUUUACAGGUGCAAAUAAAUUGAAUAUAGAUUAUUACUUUGAUACAUUAAAAGUGAAUGAGGUAAAAGCAAUAUGUAAGGAAUUCAAAAUAAAAUUUAAAAACAAGGAAGCGGCCAAAGUUUCAUUGGAAAAGUUUUGUAAUCAAAAAAGCAUUGGUCAUUAUUUUGCCAAAACAUCACAAACUAAUAAUCAAAGAGUUUUGGAAUCACUUCGCUUAAAGUGUGGUGAAUGCUUCAAACUAACAGAACAUACUCGCAGAACACUGGAUGAACUAUAUAUUUUAAUGUAUUUGGGUAUCGACUGGAGUAUUUUAAAAGAAAAAAAUGUAGAACUGAUGCUAUUUAACAUUAAAAGCAGAAGUGAAACGUAUCCUGCUCAAGACAUAAACUUGAUUGAUAAUGCUAGUAUUGUUUUUAAGAAUAGGAGUGAAUUCCUAAGCUAUAUCGAAGCAAGCGAAAUUUAUGAGGAAUUUCAGAAUACAAGUGAUACUAUAAUUCGCCGUAGCAUUAUUGAAAAGGUGUAUAAACAGUAUUUGGAAAUAAAGACUGAAGAAAUGACGAGUUACAUGUCCUUACCAGUGUGGCUUCGUAAAUUCACACCUCCAUACCUCUAUAUAAGACUUCUAGAAAGUGGGUUGUCCGAUCUAAAAAAGCAACCAGAGAAAGAAAAAUACUGCCACUUAGCAGUGGACAUAUUGAGAAUGAUGGUAUCACAGGAUGCGUUUAGACCGCAAAAGAAACCGGAGUGGUACGCUGAGAUGGCAUUGAUUUAUGAUAAAUGUUUAAAUAAUGCUGACAUGGCAGCUGAGAUUUUAUUGGAGGGCUUCCGUAAGUUAGAUGUACGUGAUUAUGAAAAGGAUUGUCUACGUAUACGUGCACGUAUGCUAACGAACAGAGUAACGAACAAGCCCGUUGAUAGACUGGUCAUCGCUUUAACGGGGCAUGCACUUCAGGAACCGGUGGAGAAGGAUAUAAAAGCGACACAUAUAAAUAAACAAGCUAUGGAAAGCAUUGAUAAAGGAAAGAAAAAGUUUCAAUGCCGUCUGCUUGAUAGCACUAUAGUAAUGGAAGCAGAGGAAUACUGCAGAAGAUAUUAUAUCGAACAAGGAGAAUAUACGCAUGGUGAACACUGGGAAGGAUCUAUAAUAACUACCAUAUUCACAUUGCUAUUUUGGGACAUAAUAUACGCGGAGUUGCGUGGGGUAAGGGGCAUUUUUAUUACGCCCUACCAAAAGUACCCAUUGGAUUUGUUUACCGACAACUUUUAUUGGAAUAGACAAUGCUUGAUUGAAGACAGGCUCAAUAGUAUGGAGAAAGCAAGCGUUGAGGACCUGAUUCCUUCUAUGAAGAAUGUAUGGGAUACGAGGCCUGAAUGUGAGCUUUCAGACAUACAGCGUAAAAAAAUAAAUUGGGACAAAAUAGAGGCUGUUAGCAGAUGUCUGGGAAAUAGGUCCUUGGCAAUUAUUUGUCGGCGGCUUGCCUUAGACUAUAGAUACAAUCACAGCGGAUUCCCAGAUCUUACAAUGUGGAAUCCGCUCACUAAGCAGAUAACCUUUGUGGAAGUAAAGACGGAUUCGGACAAGCCGUCCAUUAAGCAAAUCCAAUGGAUGAGAUAUCUUCAAUGUAACAAUAUUAAUACGGAAUUUUGUUAUAUCGGUACGAACACUACGAAAUCUAAAGCGCGAAAUGUGAAUUGAUUUUAAUCUUAAUUUGUUUUAUUUUUAUUGAAUUAUGUUUUUUGACUCUAAUACAAUAAUCCCCCUUAUAAAACGAUACUAUUUUAAUACAUUUUCAGUGCCUCGUAAAAAGUUAUUGCGGGGAGUACCGAGACGCACAUUUUUCUUUCAUAAUUAUAUUAUUGAUAUUCCAUUUAAAUGCUAAAAUAGAUAAAAGUGCCGUAUUUCUACAUGACGCGUUACAUAUAAUCAUACAAAGUUAUGCGAAAGUACUCCUUUAACGCGUUGUAUAACGCCGAACUAAUCUACCGUGUUAUAGGGGGGUGAUUGUUCUAGUUUCUUACAAAUGGAUAAUCAUUUUCUAAUAUAAGUAACAAGUUUUAAUUUAGUCGAGAAGUACGUACAUUAAUGGAGGACUGGAAAUAAAUGAAAAAUCAACAGACAUUAAAUUAAUCAAGUUCUCCAUCGAUAGAGGUAGCUUAUUUUAAAAUCUUAUUCAUAUUUUUUUAUAUAUAUUUAUAAACUGUGUUGCUUAAAGAAACAUAAAUUUAUUAUGUAAUGCGUGGCAAAUUCGCGGUCAGAUCAUUUAUUCAAUCGAGAGAUUCACAGAUUACAAAUUCCUAUCAUGUUAUAAUUAUAUUUUUAUUCUAUUGGAAUGUUGCCAACGUCAAAUUAUGUAAUAAAUUUACGUGGAUAUGUAUGCAUCGUAUACUGACAAUUUGAGGCUGACAUUAACGAAAUGAAAUUAAUAAGCGUUUUAUUUCAUCUUAAAUUUACCUGAAGAUUUUUUGGUUUUGGCUGUGUUUUUAUUUUCAAAUAUCUAGUCUUAAAAUAUCUUAAAUUUCGUUAUCAAAAAAAAAGGUAUUAUAGAAAUUUAUGUAAAAAUUACAAAUAUAUUGACAUAAUGUUGUAAGGUGCUAUUAUAUUUAAUUAUUCGGUUUUAAGUACAAUUAACGUAAGCACAAAAAUGAUUACACAGAGUAUUAAACGCUUUCAGUAUAAGCCUGCAUCGUUUGUAUGAAAGGUUUUCUCUUAAGUGCCUGAUGCAGUGUAUAUUACGAUCGCAUUCAAUACACUGUGAAAGUUGUGAGCUACUGUACUACAGAUAACAUUACUAUAGAAACGUUGAAAUUUUAUAAAUAUUAUGUUAUCUCCACAUAAUGUGACCUAUAAAGUUUAUUUGACCAGUUUAGACUUUUUAAGAGUAAAUGUAUUUCUAUAGAAUUGUUAUAAGUAGUAAUUUUU